AUGGCCAACACCACAGGGCUGAACGCCACAGAAGUCGCAGGCUCGGUGGGGCUAGUCCUGGCGGCCUUCGUAGAGGCGGCGACACUGCUAGGCAACGGCGCAUUGCUGGCCGUAGUGCUGCGCACGCCAGGGCUGUGCGACGCGCUCUAUCUGGCGCACCUGUGCGUCGUGGACCUGCUGGCGGCCGCCUCCAUCAUGCCCCUGGGCCUGCUGGCCGCGCCGCCGCCGGGGCUAGGCCGCGUGCGCCUGGGCCCGGCGCCAUGCCGCGCCGCGCGCUUCCUCACCGCUGCGCUGCUGCCGGCUUGCACGCUCGGCGUGGCCGCACUAGGCCUAGCGCGCUACCGCCUCAUCGUGCACCCGCUUCGGCCCGGCGCGCGGCCGCCGCCCGCGCUUGUGCUCGCCGUCGUGUGGGCCGCGGCCGGGCUGCUGGGCGCGCUCUCGUUGCUCGGGCCUCCGCCCGCACCGCCCCCUGCCCCGGCGCGCUGCUCGGUCCUGGCUGGUGGCCUCGGGCCCUUCCGACCACUCUGGGCGUUGCUGGCCUUCGCGCUGCCCGCCCUCCUGCUGCUUGGUGCUUAUGGCAGCAUCUUCCUUGUGGCCCGCCGUGCCGCUCUGCGCCCCCCGCGGUCCAUGCGAGGGUCCCGGCUGCGCUCCGACUCUCUAGACAGCCGCCUCUCAAUCCUGCCGCCACUCCGACCUCGCCUGCCCGGGGGCAAGGCGGCCUUGGCCCCAGCGCUGGCCGUGGGCCAAUUCGCAGCCUGCUGGCUGCCCUACGGCUGCGCGUGCCUGGCGCCUGCAGCACGAGCCGCAUCGGCUGAGGCGGCAGUCACCUGGGUGGCCUACUCUGCCUUCGCAGCUCACCCCUUCCUGUACGGCCUGCUGCAGCGCCCUGUGCGCAGAGCGCUGGGCCGCCUUGCCCGCCGUGUGCUGCCCAAGCCCCCAAGGACCUGUGCUCUGCAGGCCUGGCACCCUCGAGCUUUCCUGGAGCUCCUCCAGGGACACCCGGACAGCCCUGCCCUAGGCCCUUCUGAGGUCCCAGAACAGCCCCCUCAGCCGGAGGGAGAGGGGAGCCUGAGUAUGCCAGAGGCCACCUGA
Trichechus manatus latirostris (Florida manatee) is the source of this 1092-nucleotide messenger RNA. RefSeq names its product G protein-coupled receptor 62 (gene GPR62). Gene Ontology annotation, molecular function: G protein-coupled receptor activity. The transcript has a single exon. Gene Ontology annotation, cellular component: plasma membrane; signaling receptor complex; endosome. The coding region runs from base 1 to 1092 and encodes 363 amino acids. The record is from RefSeq and is a predicted model, not a curated record. Gene Ontology annotation, biological process: G protein-coupled receptor signaling pathway. Lineage: Eukaryota; Metazoa; Chordata; Mammalia; Sirenia; Trichechidae.